AGUGGAGAGCACCACUCUAGCGGCAUACAUGCAUCAUGUAGAUGCAUACCGAGGUGCCUAAUUAGUUGGUGGUGUAUUUGGUUAGGAACCGUCAUUAUGGAAGCAUUGACUUCUGUGGGUUAAGAUAAGGGACGUUUACCUACAGCCUAGAGGGAAGUGGAUGGCCUGCGUACCGGAAUUGAAUGUAGGUACCUACUUAACGUUCGGGGUGCGCAAUGACGGCUUACCCUCAGCUUUCCGUUAUUUUCUUGAUUUUCCUUUCAAGUGUCUAUUUAUUUUGUUCAUCCCCCCCCGCCUUAUCCGUAUGGAUGUUUUCUAAAGUUUAUAAGUAUAUUUUUUCUUUACUUUUGGUCUGGAAUUGCCCUCAAAGGGAGGAGAGAGGAUACAGCUUGAAUUGCGCAAAAAGCGCGCUGCGGAACUGCGAGAUGCUAAAAGAUCCGGGCAGACCUGGACGCGAGGGUUCAAAGAUGCCGGAAUUGCCCAAGUACCUGACCGGCGACUCUGCCGCCAUCAGCGAGUUCCUCGAUAAGUUCGACGUGUUUUUGCUCGAUUGCGAUGGUUAGACCCCCUCGGCUCAUUUUUGGGAGGUCCUGGAGGACUGAAUGCGCGCGUAGGAGUCUUGUGGUCUGGGGACUACCUGUUUGAGGGUAUCGUCGAGA
Molecule: messenger RNA, 659 nt
Organism: Durotheca rogersii
Lineage: Eukaryota; Fungi; Ascomycota; Sordariomycetes; Xylariales; Xylariaceae
Exons: 4
Coding region: 216-563 (115 amino acids)
Source: RefSeq, a predicted model, not a curated record